Messenger RNA from Plectropomus leopardus (leopard coralgrouper), 883 nucleotides. Lineage: Eukaryota; Metazoa; Chordata; Actinopteri; Perciformes; Serranidae. The record is from RefSeq and is a predicted model, not a curated record.
UGAAAGAGGAGGGGGACAGGGAGAUCUCCAGCAGCAGAGACAGCCCUCAGGUCCGGCUGAAGAAGCCCAGGAAGGCCCGGACGGCCUUCACGGACCACCAGCUGGCCCAGCUGGAGCGCAGCUUCGAGCGGCAGAAAUACCUGAGCGUCCAGGACCGUAUGGAGCUCGCGGCCUCUCUCAACCUCACCGACACGCAGGUCAAGACCUGGUACCAGAACCGGAGGACAAAGUGGAAGAGGCAGACGGCGGUAGGACUGGAGCUACUGGCCGAAGCUGGGAACUACUCCGCCCUGCAGAGGAUGUUCCCGUCCCCGUACUUCUACCCGCAGAGCCUGGUGUCCAAUCUGGACCCCGGAGCGGCCCUCUACCUGUACAGAGGCCCCUCGGCGCCCCCGCCGGCCCUGCAGAGACCCCUGGUCCCCCGGAUCCUGCUGCACGGCCUGCAGGGGGGCAGCGAGCCGCCGCCUCCGCCGCCUCUGCCCCCCAUGUCCGGCGUGCUUCCCCGGCCAGCUCAGCAGCGGUGAGCCGGCCCCUGCAGAUUUCUGCUUUUUGUUUUGUACGCCGACUCUGGCAGCUUGGGACUCGUACGGAGAAAUAAAAACAGAAAAAUGAAAACGUGACGAACAAAAGAAAAAAACAAACUGCUCGAGGCCUUUAUAUGGUGCGAAAUGGCCGAUUUAGGCUGAACUCUGUGGACGGAGCUUUGUGACUGAAACUGUCUGUGUGGAAGGACUUUUUUGUGUUCUCUUGGGACAUGAGCUUUAUUUAUAACUUAUUUAUUUUUCAAUAUGAAUCAAAGCAUCUAAGUUAUGUAUUUAUUUGAUCCAAUUUUCAGUAUUUUCAGUGUUUUUUUCCAACAACAAAUACAAUUGUUGGUGGCACU